Molecule: messenger RNA, 1169 nt
Organism: Dothidotthia symphoricarpi CBS 119687
Lineage: Eukaryota; Fungi; Ascomycota; Dothideomycetes; Pleosporales; Dothidotthiaceae
Exons: 2
Coding region: 390-1046 (218 amino acids)
Molecular function (GO): acyltransferase activity, transferring groups other than amino-acyl groups
Source: RefSeq, a predicted model, not a curated record
UGACAAUUCGAUCUACCUCAGACAGGCAGUACCUUGAAUAUUGGCGAUAUAUCGCGACCGGAAAUUACUGCAAAGUCAUGUCAUGUCAUGCCAGGGGGCCGCUAUGUGUAGCAUCAGAAAAUGGCGGGGGUUUUUACGGAUGGUAGUGCAUCAUCGAUAAUACCUAAGUUUUCACGCUCUUCAAACGACUUGGCUCAAACACUCUAUCUGAGGCUUUUUUUUAUCAACACGCCCUUCAUACGAAUAUUGAAAUGUUGUUAUCGCGCCCUUCCUCUUACAUCUGAGAAAUCAGGCGUCCCGUACAACUCCUGCGAUCUGCCACCUCGAGGAUAUAAAAACUACCCCGCCACACAACAAGAACACAAAGAGCACACCGGAUCGCAGCACAGAUGGAUCCAACAAUCUCCACACCGCGGCUAAAUUUGACGUUGAUCACGACGGUAGAAAGAGGGAGCCCAGAGCUUGCAUGGCUCCAUGAAUUACGAAGUGACGUGGAAUCUACGUGGUGGAGCAUCAACGGCAACUCAAAAUCCCUAGAAGACACAGAGAAAUUCGCAAACACAUGUCUUCCGGCAGACGAGGACUACAUAAUCGCAUAUGCAGUCCAUGAGAUUCUCCCGCCAACUUCUGAUUCUCAAGAUCAGACGACACAGUUCAUUGGCCUGGUGACCCUCAAGGCUUGUGGACCUGGCAGUCUGCCCUUACCGGAAGAUCUCACGCUCCCAGCUUCUGCCGCGGCGACGACUUUGACCACCGAGCUUGUGUAUCAAUUCUUACCUAAAGGGUGGGGUAAAGGUUAUGCGACUGAGGCGGUGAAUGCGGUGUUUGAGGCGGGUAGGACGAACAAGUCGUUCUGGGCGCCAUACGAGAAGGUAUACGUAAGAGCUAUUGUGAACGACGAGAACCUGGCAAGUCGGAGGGUCAUGGCAAAGGUAGCCAUGAAGGACAGGGGCAUCUAUGAGUGGACUGGGGGACCGGUUUGGCUGACUGGACGGUGGAUAGAACGGAGCGAUAUUCACGUUAUGGGUAUGCAUUUGUUGGAGUAAACAAGCGAGGCUAUUGAUGGUCGUUGCCUCACGUUCGUGGCCAGCGUCAACCCAAGGAGAUAUGACAAUAGAGAGUUAAUUUAGACCAUGUAGUGAAGUAUCGAUACCUGCCCAUUUUCAAUU